Panicum virgatum (switchgrass) is the source of this 1350-nucleotide messenger RNA. Its product is annotated as cationic peroxidase SPC4-like. Lineage: Eukaryota; Viridiplantae; Streptophyta; Magnoliopsida; Poales; Poaceae. Gene Ontology annotation, molecular function: heme binding; peroxidase activity. The record is from RefSeq and is a predicted model, not a curated record. The transcript has a single exon. The coding region runs from base 75 to 1073 and encodes 332 amino acids. Gene Ontology annotation, biological process: hydrogen peroxide catabolic process; response to oxidative stress.
GAGAUCGAGGAAGCCAAGCAGAGGCACACUCGACCUGGCUGCACUGCUACCUAGCUGCACCUGGCUGAAGAUCGAUGUUGAUGAAGAAGAUGGCAACGAGGGGUGCCCUGGCCAUGGGCCUGCUGCUCGCCGCCGUGUCCACGGCGGCAGCAAUGGCGCCCAUGGAUGGCGAUGAUCUGUUGGUGGAUCUCCAGCUGCAGCAAGAUCCGUGCCCGCAGGUGGAGGACAUGGUGCGCUCUGCCGUGCAGGCGGCGCUCCGCCGGAACAUCCAGCUCACCGCCGGACUCCUCCGCAUCUUCUUCCACGACUGCUUCCCGCAGGGUUGCGACGCGUCGGUCCUUCUUGCCGGCGAGCGGGACGUUCCGCCCAACGGCGGGUCGCUGCAGCCGGAGGCGCUGCAGCUGAUCGAGGACAUCCGCAGGGAGGUGCACGGCAAGUGCGGCGGCCCCAAGGUGUCGUGCGCCGACAUCCUCGCGCUCGCCACCAGGGACGCCGUCGUCGCCGCCGGGCUGCCCUUCUUCCCCAUCACCCGCGGGCGCAUGGACAGCCGCGCGCCCGCUCCCGACGUGCUCCGGAACCUCCCGUCGCCCUUCGCCUCGGUGGACGAGCUCCUGGACCUAUUCCGGCGCAAGGGCCUCGCCGACCCCGCCGACCUGGUCGCCCUCUCCGGCGGGCACACCGUCGGCAAGGCCGGCUGCGGCGUCAUCAGAGGGAACGACGACUUCUCCAGGGGGCUGGCGGCCAACUGCUCGGCUAGCCGGAGCCGGAAGCAGAGCCUGGACGUCAUCACGCCGGACGCCUUCGACAACAGGUACUUCGUGGCGCUGCGGAACAGGGAGGGGGUGCUCGAGUCCGACCAGGGGCUGGCCGACCACCCGCGCACCAGGGACACGGUCAGGGAUUACGCCAACGACCAGCAGAUCUUCUUCACACAGUUCCGCGCCUCCAUGAUGAAGCUCAGCCAGCUCAAGCCGCCGGCGGCGGCGGGCAGCUUUGAGAUCCGGCGCGACUGCUCCAGGCCCAACGCCCGUGUCGACGGCGAUGCAGAUGCCGGCCUUGCAGCCUCGGCCUGAUGAUGAAUGAUCCUAGCCUGCUUCUUGCAUUGCAAUAAUAAUCGAAUCUGUACUAGCUUAGUAUGUGCUAGCAGACGUCUUGCAUCUAGCUAGCUACUGAAUAUUGGUAAUUAGCAGUAGUUAAUUUGCUUCAUUCGCACACCGUUUUUCUCUGUGUAAUAAUAUCCGUGCGGUGGCGCGGAUCAAAUAUUACCAUCGAUCGCUGCCUGCUUUCAGUUCUUUCAAAAGAAAAAAAAAAUGCAUGCAUGUCUACUGAAUGCCACCGAUUUUAGUAGUC